AUGCGGCGCCGUCCGGCCGAUGGCAGUCCGCCAGCCUGCGAAGCCCCGCGAGCCCGCCGAGGCGCUGCGCAGAAGUUGGGCGGGCGGGCGCGCUGGGCGAUGCUGGCCCUCGUGUGGCUGGGCUUGCUGCGGGCGGCGGCGGCGGCGGCGGCGGGCCUGCCGGGCUCCCCCUGCGAGCCGGUGCGCAUCCCCAUGUGCCGCCACAUGCCCUGGAACGUGACGCGCAUGCCCAACCACCUGCACCACAGCACGCAGGAGAACGCCGUGCUGGCCAUCGAGCAGUACCAGGAGCUGGUGGCGGCGGCCUGCAGCCCGGUGCUGGCCUUCUUCCUCUGCGCCAUGUACGCGCCCAUCUGCGCGCUGGAGUUCCUGCACGACCCCAUCCGGCCCUGCCGCUCGCUCUGCCAGCGCGCCCGCGACGGCUGCGAGCCCCUCAUGCGCCGCUACAACCACAGCUGGCCCGAGGGCCUGGCCUGCGACGAGCUGCCCGUCUACGACCGCGGCGUCUGCAUCGCCCCCGAGGCCAUCGUCACCGACCUGCCCGAAGAAGAGGUGAAGUGGAUUGACUUAUCCGACGAUGUGAUGGCCCAAGAGAGACCUCCCACUGCCGACUGCAAGCAUUUCAGCCAAGGUCGCUGCAAGUGUAAGAAGAUCAAGCCAACGCUGGCAACAUACCUAACCAAAAACUACAGUUAUGUUCUUCGUGCCAAAGCCAAGAGCCUGGAGAGAGGCAGCUGUAACGAAAUAAUCACAACUGUCGAAGUGAAAGAUGUAUUCAAAUCUUCAACUCCAGUUCCCCAUUCGCAAGUCCAUCUGUAUGCUAAUUCUUCCUGCCGGUGCCCGCCUCUUGCACCCAAUCAGGAUGUCCUCAUCAUGUGCUAUGAGUGGCGCUCAAGGUUGAUGCUUCUGGAUGGAUGCUCAGUUGAAAAGUGGAAGGAGCCGUUAAGCAAAAGGUUUAAGAGGUGGGAGCAGCGACUCCAAGAACUCAAGUUGCGAGCAGCCCACACCAAAAACCAAAAUGCUAGAAACUUCGGUCGCAGCGUGGUACCGAAGCAAAGCUCAAAGAACACCAACCCAUUGCAUGGUGGUCCUAAGAAGACCAAUAAGCCAAGAAGUGACCUGAAAGAAGUUAAUACCAGAAAAAUAUGAAUUCCAAAUUUUCCCCAGGAAAAGAUUCACUUGCAUGACAAAGGUCCCACCUGGCCCAAGAGACGGAUCUAUGUUCCUUGAACUCAUAAGCAUUCACAGCCAUGUCGCAGGUUGACAUUAUUUGCUGAGGUUUACAUUUUACAGGAUUUCUUUUCCUUUAAGCCACGGUCUUUGCACUGACAUCUGGUUGGUCGAUGAAAGCCAAUUUAUUAGGCAUAUAUUCAGAGUAGCCAGUCUGGAUUUGUUCCUCUGCUAUUCAAACAUGAGUUGGGCAGAAAUCUGUGAACACACCAAGGCUGGCUUUACACUUAUGCUCCAGAUGUGACAGCCACCAUUUCUCUUCUUUAUAAGCCCCACCAUGCAGAGAAGGCAUAUAUCCAAAACUUAUAUCUCACUGUGGUUCUUCGUUUUCUAGUGUUGUGCUGUGGUGGGAGUUCUUCACUCCUUCUGCACAGAGAGGGUGCUUUGUAUGUGUGUGUAAAACCUGUGGUAGUCUUUGUCAGGAGUCCCAAAGGUGCAUCUAAAGACACAGUCAUUCAUCCAUGUGAUAGUUUCAGGUUGGUAGCCAUGUUGGUCUGCAGUAGAAGAGCAGGAUUCGAGUCCAGUAGCACCUUAAAGACCAACAAGAUUUCCAAGGUAUAAGCUUUCAAGAGUCAAGCUCCCUUCAUCAGAUACAAGGGCUCCAUUCCUACCUAUAUCUGAUGAAGGGACUCACGAAAGCUUAUACCUUAGAAAUCUUGUUGGUCUAAAAUGCUACUGGACUCAAAUCUUGCUCCAAAAUAUCCCAAAUCACUUAUUUGUUGUCAAUGUUAAUUGUUGUAUGUCAAAUUUUCGCUAAAAAUGAGUACUUAAAAACCAAACAGAAAGCUUAGAAAGUAUACUUUGAUAUUUGCUCUUUGUAGCUUUUUUUUAAUGAAUGGAGGUUCUUUUCAAACACAAAACGAAAUCAGUUCAGCCUUGUGACUGGAAGUGUGGUUAAAUAGCAAGUCCGCUGUGCUGUUUUGAAAUGUCUUUGAAAGCUAAGAGGCAGACAUGUUUCCGUAGCCAUUUUAGCACCUCUGAAAUUGACCAGCAUGAUGUUAUUUUUGUGUUAGAGGUCUGCAUCGAUUUCUUCUGGAGUUGGUGCAUCCUAAUAAUUAUUAGAAUCCUAAUAAUCAGAAACUGCCAUUGAUGACAUUUUUGAUGCAGCAGGAUUUGGCUGCUUGUUCUUAAGCCCAGUGGUGUAAUCGAUUGUACUACAAACACUGCUGGGGCUUCCCAUUGUCAGCUAUGGGAUGGCGUGUGCUAGGAUUCUAGGUCUUCUACGAUUAGCAGUUGCAUCCAGUUGUGUGUGCGCUUUCCUGGGAUUGCAAAUCCUCAGUUUACGUAAGUUCCACUGGCUCUACAUUGGGGGUGUAAUACAGAGAUAGGCAUAUAAGAAACUACAUGUAUUAGCUGAGUGUUUGUUUGUACCAAAGGGGGAACUUUCUGAUCUGCAAACAAUGGCGUGGAGGCUAUACCUCCCUUCUGCUGGCGCUGCUCUUUGCCCUUUAUGGUCAGCUGAUGAGCCUGUGCCUCUUGUGCUGGGAUCGUUUUGGUUCCUUGAAAGAUGUUGGCCUUGUGCGAACAGCAGCGCCUUGCGCUGAAGGAAUGUGCCCUCCGCAGUGGAGGACAGCCUCCACCAGGAAUGAAGAGGAGUGUAAGCAGAGACACGGGAUAGGAUCCAAGCUCAUGUUUUUAAAGAAUGUAGAGUUCAAAACUAUACACUGGGCUUUCAUUUGAAGGGGAAUCCUAGAGCGUGGAUUUAUAUAAAAAUUUCCAACUAAUCAUGCUUGUCUGAUAGGUGGAUCUUGCCGGAUUGGAGCCAGCUUGUUUAGUACUGGGACGCCAAUGUCCAUGUAAUUCAAUCCUUUGCUUCCUGACUUCAAAACACUUUGCCUACAGGAUCCAUGGGGAUAGACGUGUAAGCAGCUGCUGCUUCUGUCUUUUCUGCUUAUUAUUGCCCUGAACCACCAUGGGCCCCGAGGCCCAGAUUUCCUCCAAUAUGUUGCUGCUUCAGUACCCCAGGUGGGGCAUCUGUCUGGCCCCAGGCCUUCUGGCAGAGCCUCCGUCACUGACCUCUGCCUGCCCUCUCUGCCUCCUGCCUAUGCAUCUUUUCCCCUGCCUGCUCAUUUGCAAGUGCUACAGCUGCUGGUUAUGCACCAGGGGAAAGCAUUUGCAUGGUGCAUGCAGGCCUCCUGAUGGCAACAGCGGCAGCACUUCUAGUCGCACCCCACCCAGUGCCAGGUGGCUGUGAGCAUGGGCAGAGGAGGGGCCCACAGGGUGGAAUACACGGGUGGGGACUGUGAGCAGGAGUCCGGCUGGUCUGGAGAGGAGGGGUGCUGCUGAGCACUCUCUGCCCAGGGCCCCUCAAAGCCUGGAACAGGACCCCAGAAUUUUGUACUGCUACCCUCAACACUAGGCUGCAAUGCCGGUGUGGGGAGGCUGUCUUUCUUCUGUCUUCAUCACUUUUGCAAGUUAUUAGGCAACGUGGCUAUGAAUAGCCUGGACUGACUGGCAGGUGGCUGCAUCCUUCUUUCUUUCCUCCCUGUGUCUUACAGAUGAACAGUGUUUUUUAAAAAAGAUAUCCCAUGAACUGUGCUUUUUAAAAAAAGGAUAUCCCAUGAACAUUUUCGUAUUAGUGUUCUUUUGAUACCUGAUUUUAUCAUCCUUUUGAAAAAAGUAAAAUCUGUUUAUAAACACUAUAAAACUGCUUGAGAGGGAGGAGCUACAGCUGUCUGCCAUUAGUAUUGCGCCUAACCAGCUGCCAGCCAAUCAGCGCUGUCUAGCCAGCUCUGCUACAAAACUCCGAUUCGGCUUCCCCAGUUCUCAGUCCUGGUGGGGCAGAAGCAAGCCAGCUCAUGCACUAAAUACACUUCUAGAAUGCAGCAAUUUCUGUUUCUUACAGCUGUCAUGUACCUCUUAAGUAAUAAUACAGAGAAAUGUACAAUUUGCCAUUUUAACAAUACACUGCUAUUAUAACAAAUGAUGUAGAUCUGAUAUUUCUCUUUCACAAUGGGUUAACUGAAACUUUUACAACAAUGAUUUAUAAGGCUGCUAGUUGUAUUUUAUUUUUGUGAAAAUAAAAUAUCCUUUGCUGCUUCGAAUGGAAUGGGAAGCUAAAAUGCUUUCCCGCGUAGAUUUUGUGCUUUUUCAUUAUAAUGUGUGAUAUCGUUGACAUUCCACUGUACGAAAUAAUAAAUGCUAAUUCCCCAA
Molecule: messenger RNA, 4383 nt
Organism: Eublepharis macularius
Lineage: Eukaryota; Metazoa; Chordata; Lepidosauria; Squamata; Eublepharidae
Gene: SFRP4
Product: secreted frizzled related protein 4
Exons: 6
Coding region: 1-1149 (382 amino acids)
Biological process (GO): canonical Wnt signaling pathway; non-canonical Wnt signaling pathway
Cellular component (GO): cytoplasm
Molecular function (GO): Wnt-protein binding
Source: RefSeq, a predicted model, not a curated record